AAAUCCAACCAAUAAUAAAAAGGCGCAUGUUUCUCCAGCUCCUUGGUUCCACCACAUUCCGAGGAGAAUCAAUCGUUAGUGUCUCCAAACUCAAGAACUGAGAAAAUCACAAUCUUAAUUCCUUCCAUCAUUCUUCCCAAAAUAGAAGAAUGAGUUGGUUUUGGUCGUAUUUGACGGUUGUUUUGCUAGUAUUUCAUCCGCCCAUAUGCAAAUCUUCACUCACAGCUGAUCUUUUUGAGAAUUGGUGCAAACAACAUGGGAAGACUUAUCCUUCGGAGGAAGAAAAACAGUACAGACUCAGAGUCUUUGAAGACAACUAUGACUAUGUUACAAAACAUAACAGUUUGGCAAAUUCCACAUACACCCUCUCCCUCAACGCCUUUGCCGAUCUCACUCACCAUGAGUUCAAAGCUAAGUAUUUGGGUUUCUCGGCUUCUGCCGAUGGUUUAAUUAGAUUGAAUCGUGGGUCAUCAUCAAUUGGAGCUUCUGGUGCUGUUGGUAAAUAUGAUAUCCCUUCAUCCCUGGAUUGGAGGAAUAAAGGAGCUGUCACCAAUGUCAAAGACCAGGGAAGCUGUGGUGCAUGUUGGGCAUUUUCAGCUACCGGUGCAAUUGAAGGUAUCAAUGAGAUUGUCACUGGAUCUUUAGUAAGCCUGUCAGAACAGGAGUUAAUUGACUGUGAUAGAUCUUAUAACAAUGGCUGCAAUGGUGGACUCAUGGACUAUACCUAUGAAUUUGUUGUAAAAAAUGGUGGAAUUGACACUGAACAGGAUUACCCUUUUAAAGGUCGGGACGGGACAUGCAACAGUAACAAGUUGAAAAGACGUGUUGUGAGUAUAGAUGGUUACAUAGAUGUACCAGCAAAUAAUGAGCAAGAGCUUCUACAAGCUGUAGCAGCACAACCUGUGAGUGUUGGGAUAUGUGGCAGUGAAAGAGGAUUUCAGUUAUACUCUGGGGGGAUAUUUACAGGGCCAUGCUCUACCUCUUUGGACCAUGCUGUUUUGAUUGUUGGUUAUGAUUCUAAAAAUGGCGCGGAUUACUGGAUCGUGAAGAAUUCAUGGGGAACGAGUUGGGGAAUAAAUGGUUAUAUUCACAUAAUUCGAAAUUCUGGCAAUUCAGCAGGUGUAUGUGGGAUUAACAUGAUGGCAUCCUAUCCUACUAAAAGUAGCCUCAAUCCUCCACCAUCCCCUCCUCCAGGUCCCACAAAAUGUAGCCUCUUCUCCUCCUGCCCUGCAGGUGAAACCUGCUGCUGUUCAAUGGAAUUUCUGGGUUUAUGCUUGUCAUGGAAGUGUUGUGAUCUGGAUUCUGCUGUCUGCUGUAAGGACCGUCUUCACUGUUGCCCUCAUGAUUAUCCAAUUUGUGACACCAAAAGGAAUUUGUGUCUGAGGAGAAUGGGGAAUUCCACGUUGGUUAAACAGCUUAAGAAUGGAGGCCGUUCCGGAAAAUUUGGUGAUUGGAGUUCCCUCUUUGCGAACUAGAAGUAGUCUAAUAGUGCCUUCUUGUAGCAUGUAUCAGUACCAGAUAUGAGCUUUUCAUAAAUGUGUACUGGAUUACUUUGAAGUUGCAUAAUGUUCUACAUACUGAAGUAUAGCUGUAUUUACCACUGAAUCUUGAGUAGAAUUGGUGCUCGUCAUUUGUUGCUCCUCAUAUAAGAAGCUCCUGAUUUCGCUCUGGUACUGUAAAAUAGAAUGGAUUUCAUCCGCGAGAUUUGAGUUUAGUUUGUUGGGAGCUUCAUCUGUGUAUAAUCUUGUUGCCUUGAAAUGCAUCUGCUUCUCCUAUUGAUGUCGUA
Molecule: messenger RNA, 1786 nt
Organism: Coffea arabica (coffee)
Lineage: Eukaryota; Viridiplantae; Streptophyta; Magnoliopsida; Gentianales; Rubiaceae
Product: low-temperature-induced cysteine proteinase
Biological process (GO): proteolysis
Molecular function (GO): cysteine-type peptidase activity
Source: RefSeq, a predicted model, not a curated record